AACCGCAGCCGCUCGCCAGCCCGCGGCAGCCGGCCUGCCCGCUCACCCUGGCGCUGCGCCCCGGUCCUGGCGCGGGGGGCCCUCCCCGCGGACGCCGGGCUCCGGCCGGGCUGCUCGGGCUCGCCGGGCCGGGGCAGCCGGGCCCCGCCAGCUCGGGGGCGGCCCCUUCCGGAGGCGGCCUCCCGGCGAUUGCUCGGCCCGGGGAUCCUUGGAGGAUUUCCCCGGAGUGCCAGUCCGCGCUGCGCCCAGAAGAUGAGACGAAAGGCCUGCAGCAGCAAGGAAGGGAAAAACCGAAGGUGUAUCAAGGUGUCCGGGUAAAGAUCACAGUGAAGGAGCUGCUGCAGCAGAGGAGGGCACACCAGGCAGCCUCGGGGGGAACCAAAGCCAGAGUAGUAUCCCCAGUUUGGAAUUCUAAGAAGGCAACCAUGGACAGAAGUUAUAAAUUGAGACAAAUAUCCAAGUUUGGAGUUGUCCUAGAAGAAGCUGUGCCUGCCAGACUGCUGUCUGGAGGCAGCAGUGUCCACCCUUCAGACCCAGGCGCACCGUCCUCUGCAGGACUCUAUUUUGAGCCUGAACCAGUGUCUUCUACCGCCAGUUAUUUUAACCCCCGAGAAUUUUCCACUUGUAUUUCUUGUGAAGAAAACCCAAACUGCCUGGACCAGAUCUUUGAUUCCUACUUUCCAACUGAAACAUUCUCAGAGUCGCUGCUGGACCCCACACAAAGUGUUCCCCACUGCCUGCCAGACAACUUUCAGCCCACACCUUUCUGCUUUAACCAGAGCCUGACCCCGGGAUCGCCAUCAGAUUCCUCCACACUGUCUGGCUCCUUAGACUACAGUUACUCACCAGCUCAGCCACCUUUGUACCCUUCAGAGAACUACAGUUCUCCCCCUUCUCUGGACACACUGAGCCACGGCUACCCCCAGGAAGACUACACCUACUACCACCUGCCCUCGCAUGCCCAGUACAACUGCUUCUCCACUGCCAGCGGCCCGCUCUGCUGCUGCGUGUCCUGCGAGGCAGAGCACCUGCAGGCCCUGAGAACAGCGGAGUACUUCUACCCAAGCUCAGAUUGUUUGGACUUCACCCCCUUAGCAGCCACCCCCAGCGACUUCUACAAAAGAGAAACAAACUGUGACAUAUGCUAUAGUUAAUAGAAAUGACUUGAUUUGAAACAGGGCAUGGGCCUAUCUAUUUUUCUACCACAUCUAAUGACACUUCAAAAUAUGCAGCCUGUUAACAAAAUAUCACAAGCACCGUUUACAUGUCACUGUUUUCCAUUUUUUGAUGCUAACAUCAGCAUUAAUACCAGGUCUCAAACCCGGUCAUAGUGUCUACUUUAUACGAUGAGAAUUGCAAUUUUUGUAGGUGACUUUCCAUUUACUUUUCUGUAUAACCAAUAAAUUCUGUCUCCUUUUUAAACUAAUAAAUAAUUUUGUACUACUA
This is a messenger RNA of Cavia porcellus (domestic guinea pig), 1446 nucleotides long. RefSeq names its product POU class 2 homeobox associating factor 3 (gene Pou2af3). Lineage: Eukaryota; Metazoa; Chordata; Mammalia; Rodentia; Caviidae. The coding region runs from base 426 to 1154 and encodes 242 amino acids. The transcript has 6 exons. The record is from RefSeq and is a predicted model, not a curated record.